Messenger RNA from Gorilla gorilla gorilla (western lowland gorilla), 5952 nucleotides. It is a transcript of the gene ZSCAN12, whose product is annotated as zinc finger and SCAN domain containing 12. The record is from RefSeq and is a predicted model, not a curated record. Gene Ontology annotation, molecular function: DNA-binding transcription factor activity, RNA polymerase II-specific; RNA polymerase II cis-regulatory region sequence-specific DNA binding. NCBI's taxonomy places the organism in Eukaryota, Metazoa, Chordata, Mammalia, Primates, Hominidae. Bases 491 to 2326 code for a protein of 611 amino acids. Gene Ontology annotation, biological process: regulation of transcription by RNA polymerase II. The transcript is spliced from 4 exons.
CCCUUUGAGGCAUCUCUAACCUCAGAGACACAGAAUCCCAAAGUGAAUGGAGACGCAAGGGAUUUCCCUGUCUUAAGAUCAGUUCUACAAGCCUCGACCACCCAUCGGGUCGGGGGAAGUGUGGACAAUGGCUGGGUAAAGAAGAGGAGAAAGAUAAACCCGUUCCAUUUACCCGCGGGCCUGAAAGCCAUCAGCCUUCCUCUCACGUAGACGCGCGGAAACACUACCGAGUUGAAAGCCCCUUUCGCUCCCUUCCUAGAGCGGCCGCGGAAGUGUGCCCCGCGCGGGCUGGUUCUUAGACCCCCGUGGCCGCUUCCGGCCUUUGUGGGUCACUUUUGAUGGGUUCCGGGUCCCAAAAGGGUUCGAGGCCUCUUGCCUUCGCUUCGUAGGAGGGAGUUCUCUUUUGGCCCUGGGGGCCGCAGGACUGUCCAGGAAUACAUUUUCCAGGUGAGAUCUUACUUGAAACACCAGUAGUUCUAGCACAGCUAAAAUGGCAUCUACUUGGGCUAUCCAGGCCCACAUGGACCAGAAUGAACCUUUGGAAGUAAAGAUAGAGGAAGAGAAAUAUACCACCAGACAGGAUUGGGACCUGCGUAAAAACAACACCCAUAGCAGAGAGGUCUUCCGUCAGUACUUCAGACAGUUCUGCUACCAGGAGACAUCUGGUCCCCGUGAGGCUUUGAGCCGACUCCGAGAACUUUGCCAUCAGUGGCUGAGGCCAGAGACCCACACCAAAGAACAGAUUCUGGAGCUGCUGGUGCUGGAGCAGUUCCUGACCAUCCUACCUGAGGAGCUCCAGGCCUGGGUGCAGGAGCAGCAUCCAGAGAGUGGGGAGGAGGUGGUGACUGUGCUGGAGGAUUUAGAGAGAGAACUGGAUGAACCAGGAGAGCAGGUCUCAGUCCACACUGGGGAACAGGAAAUGUUCUUGCAGGAGAUGGUACCUCUACGAAAAGAAGGAGAACCCAGUAUGUCCCUCCAGUCCAUGAAAGCCCAGCCAAAGUAUGAAUCUCCAGAACUUGAAUCCCAACAGGAGCAAGUUUUAGAUGUUGAGACUGGAAAUGAGUAUGGGAAUUUAAAGCAAGAAGUUUCUGAAGAAAUGGAACCACAUGGGAAUACAUCCAGUAAAUUUGAAAAUGAUAUGUCCAAGUCUGCUAGGUGUGGAGAAACUCGUGAACCUGAAGAAAUAACAGAAGAGCCCUCUGCUUGCUCCAGAGAAGAUAAACAACCUACCUGUGAUGAAAAUGGAGUAAGCCUGACUGAGAACUCUGACCAUACUGAACAUCAGAGAAUCUGUCCAGGAGAAGAAUCUUAUGGAUGUGAUGACUGUGGAAAAGCUUUUAGUCAGCACUCAUACCUCAUAGAACAUCAGAGGAUCCAUACUGGAGACAGACCCUACAAAUGCGAAGAAUGUGGAAAAGCUUUCCGUGGGAGAACUGUGCUUAUUCGACACAAAAUAAUACACACUGGAGAGAAACCGUAUAAGUGUAAUGAGUGUGGCAAAGCCUUUGGCCGGUGGUCAGCUCUUAACCAACAUCAGAGACUUCACACAGGAGAAAAACACUAUCACUGUAAUGACUGUGGCAAAGCCUUUAGUCAGAAAGCAGGCCUCUUUCACCAUAUCAAGAUCCACACAAGAGACAAACCUUACCAGUGCACUCAGUGUAAUAAAAGUUUUAGUCGGCGUUCCAUACUUACUCAGCAUCAAGGAGUUCAUACCGGCGCCAAGCCCUAUGAGUGCAACGAGUGUGGAAAAGCCUUUGUUUAUAACUCAUCCCUCGUUUCCCAUCAGGAAAUCCACCACAAAGAAAAAUGCUAUCAGUGUAAGGAAUGUGGGAAAUCCUUCAGUCAGAGUGGCCUUAUUCAGCAUCAGAGAAUUCACACUGGGGAAAAACCCUACAAAUGUGACGUAUGUGAAAAAGCCUUUAUUCAAAGGACAAGUCUUACAGAACAUCAGCGAAUUCACACUGGAGAAAGACCCUAUAAAUGUGAUAAGUGUGGGAAGGCGUUUACUCAAAGAUCAGUCCUCACGGAACAUCAGAGAAUCCACACUGGAGAGAGGCCCUACAAGUGUGAUGAGUGUGGGAAUGCCUUCCGAGGAAUCACCAGCCUCAUUCAGCAUCAGAGAAUCCACACUGGGGAGAAGCCCUACCAAUGUGAUGAGUGUGGAAAAGCCUUCAGACAGAGGUCAGAUCUUAGUAAACACCAGAGAAUCCAUAAUAGAGGUGGUCCCUAUGUAUGUAAAGAGUGUGGGAAAUCAUUCAGGCAGAACUCAGCUCUUAUUCAACAUCAGACUAUCCACAAAGGAGAAAAAUCUGUUUCUGUGUGAUGACUACAGGGAAGUUAUCUCACAGAGUUCAGGCCGGUGAGAAAUACUAUUUAGCUUUACAAUUAUUGGGGCAAAACUUCAGUCACCAUUGUUAUAAGGAAACCUCAGAUAUUUAAUAAGAAUUCACUGUGUGCUGCCCAUUGUACUAGGUGCUGUGGAGAAGAAGAAGAUAACCCCAAACUCUUUUCUCAGAGAGUUUGUAGCCUAGUUUGGGAUAGAUAAGAUCCACAUAUUUAGUCAUAUAAGACUACAGGAGAGUAGAAUAGAUGCACCAGAUGGUGUCGAAUGAAAGUGGUACUUUGUAGACUGUAAGUGCUGUAAAUUCUAAAGGACAGGUUACUUUUGCCUGGAGUGGUCAAGAAAGAUUUUAUUUAAAAUAAGGAUUUGAUGGGCAGACUUAGCAGUCAAAAGGGAGAAAGCGGGUAAAACAAAUGUAAGCCAACGUAAGAGUGCAUGUGGUUUGGAAGCAUCAGGGAAAAGACUAGCCAACCUGAAGUAAAAGGUUCAUGCAAAUUGGGCAAUCAAUAGCAUUAAGUUGGAAACAGCUUGGGGACAGACACAUAAGAGGGCCAGAGUGUGAAUAAUUUCAUCUAAUACUUUAUAGCACUUGGACAUUUACAGAGCACUUUUCUCAAUUCCUAAAAUACCUUGGUAAAUCAAAAGCAUUCUCCAUUUUAAAAAUGAGAAUACUCUUGCCUAUGGAGAUGGCAACAUAGCUAUAAUCCCACACAAAGAAAAAGACCAGUAACCUAAGUGCAGGUCUGUUGACUUCUAGUCCUGGCCAUUACUCUAGUGAUCCUCCAACUUUGAUGAACAUCAAAAUCACGUUUGGAGCUUGUUUAACAUCCCUGAAUCCCACUCACGUUCUGCUUCAUUAGGCCUAGGAUGGGAGUUGAGAAUCUUCAUUUUUAUAGCUCCACAGUUACUUAAUAUACUUUAAAAUUUGAGAAACGUUGAGUUGAAUGACAGCUGACUUCAUGGCUGUCUGUGAAGUGGGGAAGCCUGAACACAGUCCUAUAAACUAAAGGCCACCGCAGACUUUUAGCACAAGGAGAUCCUUACAGGGAACAUGUGCCAUCAGCUCUUUGGAGUGAACAAGGAAUUAGACCCCCAUCAUGCCAAAAAACUGGGAUUUUUAGGUGGUCUUUCCAUCCCUUCAGAUUUAAGUAUUCAAAGAAAGAGAGACAGACCUACAUUCCAAGGGUCUUCUGAGUGCAAGGCCUUGUGUUGUUUGUUUAUUUAGGGGAGGGCCUGGUGCUCUUCUCUGUUUUAUGCUUUACCUUCUUUUAUGUCUCAGAUCUCAUGUUAGCACUAUGUUCUGAAUUCCCUAAUAAUUGCUCUUGAGAACUGAUUUACAUUUUGUUGGUUUGUUUACUUCUUGAGCACAUAAAAGGACCCCAAAUUAGAGAUACUAUCCCUUGGGCUUCUGAAAAAUGAAUCAACCAAAACUGGUUGACUCUAACCUUGCCUUGCUGAGUAAAAAUUCUGCUUUGGAUGAGAACCUGUCUUGAUUAUUUUAGUGGACAACAGACAAGCCACAUGGAAGUACACAUGGCUCCUGAUCUGUCUUUUUAUUUACAGAAAUCAUUCUUAAUCUCUACUGAGAUGGCCUGUUAUUUCCUUCCUUUUCUACCCUGCCACAGCAAACUCCACAAUUUCUGGGACUAACUUCCUACUACACCCCAACACAACUCCAGUCCUCUCUUCUCUUCACACUUCUAGCUGGUUAGUGGGUUUGAAGUGGUGAGACAGUGACAAAAGGGGAAGGGGAAAAAUAAAAGAAGGGUAAUCUGCAUUCUUCCUUAGUAAGUCCCACUCCUAAUUACCUUUCUACACAGCCCUGUGUCUUUGUCCCAUCUUCUUUUCACUCCUGUAAUAUAUUCCCCACCCCCAUUUUCUUAGUGCCCCUGUCUCUUGCCUCUCUAGCCAUAAGCCCUGUAAAGAAUUUCAUCCCUGGGUUGGAACUAGAAGCGUCUCUGGUCCUAUAGGAAUAUUAUGUUUCUAGCUAAGUUGUAAAUAUGAACACAUAUUCCCACAGAAGUCAUAAUGGUAUAAGUAUUAUAAUUCGGUAUAUUAGGUGUCAAAUUGGCUUCUGGGAUUGGAACUUACAUGACUUUCUGUGUGGAAAAACCUUGAGUUCACAAGAGAGAAAGGCAAAUUAACAGUUGAAAAACAACUUACUCAUAAGUUGAGGAUUGCUUAGUUAGGCUUUUUUCAUAACCCCACCAUUGGAGUUGCACACAUGAGGCACUGAGGCAACUGGGAUUGGAAACCUAGUUUUUUUCCUCCAGGAAACAAGGAACCCAGAGUGAGUCUGGGAGCUCUGUAGCUCUAAGUAUGUGAGGCCUAUGCUCUACCUAAGUUUACCCUGCCUCCCAUUUCUCACAUAAUGAGAAUGCAAACUUGUAACCAAACCAAGGUUCAGCUGCUUGCGGCUCCAAAGCCAAAACUCGGGAGAGAAGAAAAUUGGUGCGAGGAAAAGCAGAUUUAUUCGGAGAGCCAGCAAACUGAGAUGAUGGUAGACUACUGUCCUAAAGUACCAUCUGAAGUCAGUACAAAUGUUGGGCUCGGCUCUUUUUAUGUUAAGGGCAAAGGGAAGAGGACAGAGUUGGGAUGAAGAGGUGACCUAUGACCACAGACAUCUGGGCGCCAGCAAGAGUCCAAGGAGGUUGGGAACUUCUUUGUCAUUGGUUGGGUCACAAUGCUUCUGCAAAUCUUCAACAAAACAUAAUUGUUAUACAUACUUCUUUAAUCCCAGAGUUAGUUUUUAAAACUACAUGAUUGCUGUUGUUGCAUAUUAUCUCUGCUCUAAAAUUAGCCUACAUGGAGGAAUAGGUAAAGGGUCCUUAAACAAAAAUGGAGUUAGUUAUGUUAGUUCUUUUGCUGUUUCACUGUUAGAAACUCUUCUCAGUGGAGGGGACUUUACUUAGUGAUGAGAACCUGUGUGAGAAUGUUCUCCUUACCAAACAUGCUAUGCAUACUCCUUAUCUAAUCUGAUUUUAUAGACUUGUUAUCCAAACUGAAAUUACUGUUCAUAGUAACUUCAGAGCCUCUCUUUUAAUCUGACUGCUCACUGGAAUGCAAUCGUUGUUUUAAACUUGCCUUCUACUCCUCUGAGUGCCUUUACUUGGGAUCUUUCCAGUUCAUUUUCUGCUUAAUAUGUUCUGUCAUUGCGCACAUUCCUCCAUUUGCCUUUCUGCACACUACUUAAUCUUUCUUAUAUACCUAAUAUUAUAAAGGGACCAUAAACAAAGACUCAGAACAAUGGAAUAUGCCUAUUAUAGGAGGGUACAGUUCAUACUUGUUUAAAAAUAAAUGUGGAGGCUGGGUGCAGUGGCUGACGCUUAUAAUCCCAGCACUUUGGGAGGCGGAGGUGGGCAGAUCACGAGGUCAGGAGGUUGAGACCAUCUUGACAAUGUGGUGAAACCCUGUCUCCACUAAAAAUACAAAAAUUAACCGGGCGUUGUGGCACAUGCCUGUAAUCCCAGCUACUCGGGAGGCUGAGGCAGGAGAAUCGCUUGAAUCCGGGAGGUGGAGGUUGCAGUGAGCUGAGAUGGCACCACUGCUCUCCCGCCUGGUGACAGAGCAAGACUCCAUCUCAACAUAAAAUAAAAUAAAAAUAAAAA